CUAUCAGCGUGCUGGUAUAGGUUCAAGGCAGACGAGUGAGCUUGAGUGAAGUUUGACGCUAGUACACGCCAGUAGGAUAACAGCAGAUAACGUGGGUGAGGUUUCCGAUAGCUGGGUGGGAAAAGUGCUCGAGAACUUGUUCCCGUUUACGGAAUUCGAAUUGAUCGCGAAGAAAUCAUUUUAAAAAAUUGUGUAGAGGUGUUAACGUCGUUAAUCCAUUCAAAAAAUGCAAGAGGAAAUCAUUAAAAUGACAUCUAUCGAUUGAGUGUCUGAUUGGUUAAGGCAGUAUUCGAUGCAAGUAUGGCUGCCCUGCCAUCACCUACGCAGGUGGCUGGAAGCCAUGCUGCCAUAUAUGAAGCAUAUUACAAUCAAGUUGAUCCAAAUGGAUGUGGGCAAAUCGGUGCGAUGGAAGCUGCUAGAUUUCUUAAGAAAUCACAGCUCAGCGAUGAUGUCCUCAGUAAGAUAUGGGAUUUGGCAGACCCAUAUUCUCGAGGUGCUCUGGACAAAUCUGGAAUGUAUGUCGCGCUUAAACUAUGUGCCUUGGCUCAAGCAGGCAGAGAUCUUAGUAUGGCUAACUUAAGCAUUGAAAUGCCUCCUCCAAAAAUGGGAGACAUUCCAGCAGCUUUAAAGAAGGGUAACAUCACGGCUCUUGUGAUUACAUCCAUUAGUAACGGAGAUUGGUCCAUUAAACCAACAGAACGUGCAAAGUAUGAUCAACUAUUCGAUAGUUUGCAGCCUGGAAAUGGAUAUAUUCCAGGAAAUAAAGUAAAGGGCGUUUUAAUGGAUAGUAAACUCCCUUUGGAUACGCUUGGAAAAAUUUGGGAUCUUGCAGACAUGGAUAAAGAUGGAAUGUUAGAUAGACAUGAAUUUGUCGUUGCUAUGCAUUUGGUAUACAAAGCAUUAGAAAAGUAUGCGAUUCCCAGCGUAUUGCCACCAGAAUUGAUGCCUCCAGGGAAAAGGAAAGAAUCAGCAAUACCAGUUUCCAAGUCUCCGGUACCACAGGGAAUGGGAGGCCCGCCACCUAUUCCACCUUUGCCGAAUGUACAUGCUAUUAACACACUAGUCGGCUUAGAAAAUGUGAAACCUCCGGCAGUGCUCUCAUGGAUAGUACCAGCAGAAGAUCAGAUAGCAGCGGAUAAAUUAUUUUUGCAAGCAGAUAUGGACAUGGACGGGUUUGUGUCAGGAGUCGAAAUUAAAGAUGUCUUCCUUCAGAGUGGACUUCCUCAAUCAGUACUUGCAGACAUUUGGGGUCUAUGUGAUAUAAAUCAGAGUGGAAAGUUGAACAAGGAACAAUUUGCCCUAGCAAUGUGGUUUAUAAAACAGAAGAUCAGGGGUAUUGAUCCACCACCAAGUUUGGCACCAGAUAUGAUGCCACCAAGCUUAAGGAAGUUGCCGGAUGGUGUUGUGGAAAACAACAACAUUUCUGGUUAUUCAAAUCCGGAGCUGGACAUGAUAAGUAAGGACAUUGCAGAGUUAGCGCGCGAAAGGCACACAAUGGAGCAAGACAUCGCGCAAAAGGAAGCAGACAUUAAAAUAAAAAAUGGCGAGAUCAAGAGUCUGCAAAGCGAAUUGGACACUCUUGCUGCUACCUUGAAACAAUUGGAGAACCAAAAGGGGGAGGCUCAAAAGAGACUGAAUGAUUUAAAAGCACAGAGGACCGAUGUAGAUAGAGAGUUGAGUGAGAUCGAACAGGAGAUAUGCAACGAGCAAGAAAAGGUUGACAAAUUGCGUCAGCAAGCUGAAGAACAAGAAUCAGUGUUACGCGUUCAGGAGGAAGAAUUGAAUUCCAAACGGCAGGAAUUGGAGGGUUUGCGCCAAGAAGAACAAGAACUAGAACAGCAACAGAACAAAAGCAGGGACCAAUUGAACGAUCUUACGAAAAAUCUUCAGAACACUCAGAUACAAAUUAGCCAAGCAAAAGCAAAGAUCACACAUCUGGAGGAACAGCAGCGGCAAAUGACCGAUGCCAUUGCGUUGUAUGAUUCUGCGCUUGCAACUGGAGAUGCUUCCAUCGUUCCUGAUACAACUCUUCAGUACAAUCCGGAAGUCGAAGAGCCAGAAUGUAAUGGAGACACCCAGAACGUGAAUGUUAAUGGGGUUAAUGGCGAAUCAGCAUACUCUUUCUCAAAAGCGAAUGGACCUGGGGAAUUGAGCGGAUUUGGAGAUCAGGAUCUUUUUGCGUCAAGUAAAGCUAAAGAAGCUUUCGGUGCUCCGGAUUCCGAUCCAUUUGAAAAUACAUUUCAGUCGCAAGCCAACCAGGGAGGAUUUACUACGGAUCCGUUUGCAGCAUUUAAUAAUGGAGCCACCUCAAAACAGGAUCCGUACGACCCAUUUGGUGAUGGAAAGAAAACAGACAACAAGCCUACUGCUACCACCGCGGAUCCCUUUGGUGAGGAUCCCUUCGCAAAUCUUCAUGCUCCUCCGCGUCCAGAGAGUCCAAGCCCGGCUUUACCACCAAAGAAAGCGAAGCAACCACCACCACGACCUGCUCCCCCGAGACCUGUUCAAGGCCCAUCAGGACCCUUGCGAGCAGCACCUGCACCGCCAACUCCCUCGCCUACUCCAGAUCCAUUUGCUAAUGCAAAUUCGGAUCCGUUUGCUGCCCCGGUACAGGGCAUUGCGGACAACAACAACGAUAACACCUUCGAUUCUCCUUCCACCGGAUUUGCUGACUUCGCAAACUUCGAUUCUAAGCCGGAGCCCAUUCCCAGCCGAAUGGCCCCGCCAAGGCCGGUGAGCAGACCACGAACAACUGCACCAGUAACUGCAUCUGCAUCAGCAUCUGCAUCCGCGCUUACGUCUGCUAGGUUGCCUGAUUUUACGGAAGACCCCUUCAGAGACUAUCGCUACGAGGAUCCCUUCGCCAUAGCGGAUCCCUUCGCUGACGAGACCGAAGACAUCAACGCCAACAAAAGCAGCAACGACUCCACGCCCGGUAAGCUGGACCCUUUCGGCUUCGAGACGACCGGGCCCUUUGAGAAGACCGCCAACUUUGCCAAAGACUUUGACUCGGACUUCAUCAGUACCUUUCCUCCGAAUAAGCCUAAAUCCGAAAAAAACCAACUCAAACUGGAGGCUGACUUCAGCAAGGCCUUUCAAGACUCCAACAGAAACGUCAAGCCUUUCGACGUGGAUUUCUCGAACAAUUUCUCGAACGUUAAGUCUAAAACGAUAGAUAUCGACCAGGCGUUUUCUAGCAAAACUGAGAGACCUGGAAGAAAAUCCGGACUAGACAUCGCCCAUGGUUUUAAGGAUAAACUUUCAUUUUCCGAUAAAAAGAACAGAAGAAACAGCGAUAAGUCAUGGAAUGGAAAUCCUCAAGGUGUUAGUCUUACCGAAGAACAACAGUUAGCCUGGGCUUCGCAACAGAGCUUAAAAGCGGAAGAAGAACGUUGUAGGCUUAAAGAACAGGAGGAUGCCGAUCUGGCUCUUGCCAUUGAACUCAGCAGGCAGGAGAAAUCAGGGAAGCAGGCAGAAAGGCUUUAAACAUUGUAAUUUUGUAAGUUCUGCAUUCAUUCACCCAUCGGUGCACACGAGCUACCUCCUGCGAAAAUCCUAAGGAUGCUGACGUUACCGAAGGUACAGUCCUUAGGUUGAAUAGAGCAUGUCUUGUGAGUUUCAAUGAGACAACUAAGAGCACUGGAUGAAACGCGGGAUAGAAAGUAAUCGAGCACAACGUUUCGGUAGAAUCUUCUAUGAAGACUUCUGGAACACUUUCUCCAACGCGAAUGAUAAACGUCAAUUAAGCAUCCUCCAGGUAAACUAAGAAGCUUUAAAAACGGUCUGGACUGGGUAUCAUUUCUGUCUCUAAGGAUAGACUUUUUUCUUCUGUCCGUAAACGAAAAGGAGAAAUAAUAGCGAGUCGUAGAGUGGCUAUCCCUAGGAUAUCGAUGUCGUCGAGAAACGACCGAGAACCAUAAUACCGCAGCAGAGUUCGAGGGCUGAAUAGGAACAAGAGGGUGUCUCUUGCCAUCGAACUUAGAAAACGGGGGAAGUGCAGUAGUCUUUAUAGACCCUCAUCCUGUGACUUUGGCAUAUCCUUCCUCGCCGAUGCGCAUGAUCUAAAUUUUGAGAAAUUCUUUUACGAUGACAAUGCCGAUGGAUAAACGAUUACUUAGGUAGGUUGGAAAAAUAUCCUGAAAAUUUCAAUAAAAUGAUUAGUAAUCCUAACUAAAAUAUUGAGUAAAAACAGAUAUGACACAAGACUCUAAAAUACAAUACAUAGCAGGUGGAAAUAGAAAGAAUAGAAAUGGAACAUACAGGCAGGUGGAAAAAUAGCCAGAAAAUUUCAAUAAAACUAUUAGUAAUCCUGACUAAAACAUUGAGUAAAAAUAGAGAUGUCACAGGACCCUAAAAUACAAUACAAACAAUUAUAAGUACAUGAUAUAAUUAUUAUAAUUUCAUGAGUUUUUAAACAAAUGUUUUAUUACGUUAUAUGCAUUAUUUUCAAAAGAAAAUCUUAACAACAAUUAUAACUAAUUUUCAAGGAAAUUGAGCAAUAAAUUGAUAAGUAUUGAUGUUUUACAGGAA
This is a messenger RNA of Orussus abietinus, 4530 nucleotides long. It is a transcript of the gene Eps-15, whose product is annotated as epidermal growth factor receptor substrate 15-like 1. Gene Ontology annotation, biological process: endosomal transport; endocytosis. Gene Ontology annotation, molecular function: cadherin binding; calcium ion binding. NCBI's taxonomy places the organism in Eukaryota, Metazoa, Arthropoda, Insecta, Hymenoptera, Orussidae. Bases 301 to 3486 code for a protein of 1061 amino acids. Gene Ontology annotation, cellular component: cytoplasm; clathrin coat of coated pit; plasma membrane. The transcript has 14 exons. The record is from RefSeq and is a predicted model, not a curated record.